Molecule: messenger RNA, 2544 nt
Organism: Stylophora pistillata
Lineage: Eukaryota; Metazoa; Cnidaria; Anthozoa; Scleractinia; Pocilloporidae
Product: immunomodulatory peroxidase
Biological process (GO): response to oxidative stress
Molecular function (GO): heme binding; peroxidase activity
Source: RefSeq, a predicted model, not a curated record
AUCACUAGCUUAACCGAGUUGUUCAUUCGAAUAAAAGAGAAGAAGAGUUACCCAUUUAAUCUGCUCACCCAAGCAAACAUGACCGUUUUUAUCCUUAAUGGUUUGGUUCUUAUCUUGAUCGUGAGUCUGACGUCGUCUUACGUCAUCAAUGAUCUAUACCCGGACGAAAGUGAAACUAUAGAAGACGUGAACAGCGAACUUCUAGAGUUAAAUGAAAUGAACUACAUGGAUCCCAACAUGAACAUGGACAACAAUCUGGGCAUGAGACAAGUUGAGGACAUUGUUGUCCAAAAUGGUGGACCUAAGAUCAGAGCUACAUUCGAAGCUCAGAACAACUCAUGCUGGAUCGAAGCCCUAAGAAAGGUACCUCAUAGACUACUGUUGGAGAAAAAGAAGAAUCAGGAACGCGCUCUACGAAAAUUCUACCAGGCAUUGCAACAUGGAAAAAAAUCAACGGUAGACGCUGUAACGUGGUUGAAGGCAAAACAAAGCGAAGCUUGUAGCGCUUGCGUGUUGGAGAAACUCUGCGAGGAUCCGGUGAUUUGGAAUCGUUUGGCCUUACCUUCGACUUUGACAAGCAAGAAGAAAGUCAAGCAAUGCAAACUAAAGGUACUGACCUUGGCGCGCAAGUUCAACUACACAGAGGAAGAGAGAAUAAGGUGCGACAAGAAUUCCCGGUUCAGGACAAUAGAUGGAACCUGCAAUAAUCUGGAUAAUCCCCGUUUUGGAACAGUCCUUACUCCAUUCAGACGUCUGGAGCCACCUGCAUAUGCAGAAGGAAUCUCUACACUUCGAAGGGCUCUCAGUGGAGACGAAUUACCAAACGCAAGGAACGUAAGUCGUUUUGUUCACGGCAGUAAUGGAGCACGCACAAAUCCUGAUUCCCCUAGACUAACUCACUUGACUAUGAGCUGGGGGCAAUUUAUGGAUCAUGAUUUUACGCUAGCACAGACACAAGGCAUUAACUGUGAGUCGAGCAACUCUAACGCAGAAUGCAUCAACAUUGAAGUUCCAUCUGAUGAUUCUAUCUUUCGAGACAGAGGAGUUAGCUUCUUUCAGCUGGAAAGGGAUGCACCUCAUAAGCCAAACACCAUGUGCAAAUUGACUCCGCGAGAGCACAGUAACACGUUAACAGCCUACAUCGAUGCCUCCAACGUGUACGGUUCGACUGAGGAGGAGGAAAAGAACCUUCGAGCCUCGAAUGGCUUACUGAGAAUUCAGGAACUCCGUCACGGUUGCCCGAUGAAGAGUUUGUUGCCUGCACAGCUGCCUGAUCAGUUUUGUGUAUCGAAAGAUCCAAAUAGACCUUGCUUUACAGCGGGAGACGAGCGUGUGAACGAGAACCCGGCUCUCAUAUCUGUUCAUACCAUUAUUGCCCGGGAGCACAACCGAAUCGCGACAUAUUUUGGUGAGAUGACAUCAUGGGAUGGCGAGCAAAUUUACCAAGAAACAAGGAAAAUAAUCGGAGCAGUGCUACAAGUCAUAACAUACAACGAGUUCCUGCCACUGAUUCUGAGCCCUAAAACGAUCAGAAGAAAUAACCUCAAGUUGUUGAAAGGAACCCAGUUCUUCAACGGCUACGACCCACGUAUCAAUGCUCAAAUGUCUGCAUCAUUCUCUGUGGCUGCAUUCCGGUUUGGUCACAGCUUGGUUCAAGAAGAGUUCAUGCGUUUCACCCAGGAUGGCUUUCAACACCACUGUAACAAAGCAGAGUUCAUGCCAAUCCCAGUACUGGAUUUCGGCAACCCAACAUACGUAUAUGAUAAGUGUAAUGGAGGCGUUGAUUCCAUCUUUAGAGGCUUACUUAAAAGUCCCGCUGCAAAAAUGGAUGGGCGAUUUUCAAGUUCCGUGCAAGAAAAUCUGUUUCGAGGUGAGGGUGAUUUGUCUGAUCUCAUAGCCAUAAACAUCCAAAGAGGACGUAGUCGUGGCGUUGCUUCAUACACAACAUAUCGCAACCGCCCAGAGUGCCUUAUAAGGACAAAGGUGAGAACAUUUGACGAUCUGAGAAGAGCUGGUUUUGACCCAGAUGACAUAAGCAAGCUGAGAUCCCAGUACCAAUCGGUCCACGAUAUCGAUCUUUUCACUGGAGGAGUGCUCGAACCUGUGGAUUCAGACGGAGGGGUUCUUGGGCCGACCUUUCAAUGUAUAAUAGCCGAACAAUUUAACCGCCUCCGGGUAGGUGAUCGUUUCUGGCAUGAAAACGCUCCAAACUCUGCCUUGCACACCGACAAAACAGCGUUCACGUCUUGUCAACUUCAGGAGAUAAGGAAAGUUAAACUUGCAAAGAUAAUCUGUAACAAUGCAGAAGACAUCCCCGCUGUUACAAGGAAGGCUCUGGAACAAUCCAAGAUAUUCGUCAGUUGUGAUAAGCUACCUGACAUGAACCUCAAUGUGUUUAGACCAGGCUUCAAAUGUCCGAAUCAACGUGUAAUGGCCGACUCCCCUGCGAGAGACGCCGACUGGUACGGUAUUCCAUCCACAGGGACAUCUGACGAAACUUUUUGACCCACUUUCUCGUCUCAUUUUGGGUCAAUUUCUUUCUUU